Molecule: messenger RNA, 3435 nt
Organism: Platichthys flesus (European flounder)
Lineage: Eukaryota; Metazoa; Chordata; Actinopteri; Pleuronectiformes; Pleuronectidae
Product: IQ calmodulin-binding motif-containing protein 1-like
Exons: 17
Coding region: 1310-3082 (590 amino acids)
Biological process (GO): cilium assembly
Cellular component (GO): cilium
Molecular function (GO): calmodulin binding
Source: RefSeq, a predicted model, not a curated record
GCCGCUCGCCUCCUCCACACCAGUCCUCCUCCCUCCGGUACUCCUGCUCCAGGCUCUCCAGGACGCCACACACCUACCGGGGACAGACAGGUCAGGAGACAGAGAGACAGGUCAGGAGACAGGUCAGGAGACAGACAGACAGGUCAGGAGACAGACAGACAGGUCAGGAGACAGGUCAGGAGACAGGUCAGGAGACAGACAGACAGGUCAGGAGACAGACAGACAGGUCAGGAGACAGAGAGACAGGUCAGGAGACAGGUCAGGAGACAGACAGACAGGUCAGGAGACAGACAGACAGGUCAGGAGACAGAGAGACAGGUCAGGAGACAGGUCAGGAGACAGACAGACAGGUCAGGAGACAGACAGACAGGUCAGGAGACAGGUCAGGAGACAGGUCAGGAGACAGACAGACAGGUCAGGAGACAGACAGACAGGUCAGGAGACAGGUCAGGAGACAGAGAGACAGGUCAGGAGACAGGUCAGGAGACAGGUCAGGAGACAGGUCAGGAGACAGACAGACAGGUCAGGAGACAGAGAGACAGAUAUUCAGAGACACAGCGCCACCUGCUGGGACGUCCUGUAGAAAGCAGCCGAGGCGUUGACCAGUUUGAGUCGAUCCUCGAUCCUCAGCAUCAGCGUCUGCCAGUGCAGCGCCACCGUCUGGGCACAAGACCUCACUGCGUCCGGAUCGUAGUGACCUGACCUGAAGGUGAGAGGUCAGAGGUCACGUGGUUAGUACAGUUAUAAAAUUUCUCUCAAACUCAAAGUGCCAACACGCUACCAACACGUUACAUCACGUUACCAACACAUUUACCUACAUGUUACCAACACGUUACCAACAUGUUACCAUCACGUUACCAACACAUUUACCUACAUGUUACCAACACGUUACCAACACGUUACAAACACAUUUACCUACAUGUUACCAUCAUGUUACCAUCAUGUUACCAUCACGUUACCAACACGUUACAACACGUGACCCAGCGUGUGGGGGGCGGGGACUCACCGGACCAGCAGCUCCGCUCUCUGCUGCAGAGCCAGCGCCACCUGGUGAGUCCUCUGCAGCGAGUCGGCGUGGAGCAGAGCCUGGAAGCAGAGGAGGAGCUGCUCGGCUUCAGACAAACAGCUGGAGUUCAACAUGCAGGACGACAACAUGACCUCGCCCUCGGAGAUCCAGCUCAGCACCUGAGACACCACGACAGGUCAAGCUCCAGGUCUCUGGCCGCCUGGUAGAUCUCCUCCUCCUCACACUCUCCAGACUGAGCCAGCUGAUCGGCUGCUUCUAGAAGCUUCUCUGCAUUAGUGGAACAUGGCGUCUGUGUCCGAGCUGAAGAAACAUCUGGAGCACGGGGAUCUGAACCUGCUGCAGAAAGUCAGCUUGCUCAACAGCAGCGUCACGAACGUCCUGAACGUGGCGGCGCUUCAGACCGACAGCGGGGCGUUGCCUCGGGUGAAGGCGGAGCUCUAUCACAGCGGCGUCCUGAGUCACUGCGUCCUCGUCCUCGCUCAGGAUCCCAGAGAGCUGAGGAGCAACUGGAGCGCCGCCGCCACCCUCGCCAGGAUCACCAGCUCCUGCUGUGUUGGGUUUGACCCUGGUGAAGAAUCAAAGGCCUUUUAUAGGCUCCUCCUACCGUCAGUCGUGGACGGCCUCCUGUCAUUGGCCAGUCAGCUGAUGAGGCGGGCGGAGUGUGUGUCUCUGCUCAGGAAGGUGAUGGACUCCGUCAUGUGUCUGCUGGGAGGCCACACCCAGCUCACGACUCAGGUCCUCAGCUCCGCUCACUAUGAGCACAUCCAGAUGUGUGAGGACGUAGCUGUGUCUCUGCUCUGUGUCCAGAUGUGGAUUCAAGUCUGCACAGCCAACAGGAACUUCCUGUCCAGCCUGACUGACGACUCCGUCCUGUUGCUGCUGAACGAGGUCAUCGGCCAAUUAGCCGUCAGCUCCGACGUGGCAGUGGGAGGGGCCUCCGUCAAACUCAUCCUCCUCAUGGCCAAUCAACUGCAGCUGCGUCUCAAGCCCCUCCUCCUCAACUUCAAAGGACUGGACGACCUGCUGGACAAGGACUGGAGGGGGCGUGGCAUUGACCAGGACAUGGACCAGCUAAUUGAACUCCUCCAAUCAUACAGAGACACGACGAGUCCCUCUCAGGUGAGUGCUGAGCGUGUGCGGGCGGCGUGUGUGAUCCAGGCGUCAUGGAGGUCGUAUCAGACCCGGCGCCGAGUGAAGAGUCUGAACAGAGCUGUCGGUUCCCUGCAGAGGAGAUUCAGGGCUCGGAGGAGGCAGCAGCAGCAACAGAAGGAGGCUCAGCAGUGGGAGGAGGAGCUGAAGUAUCAGGUGUGUGUGCGGCGGCUGCAGGCGAGGAGGGCGUUCCAUCAGAAACAGAGAGAACUGCUGCAGCUGCUUCCUCCUGACCAGGUGCAGUCGUACCUGAGGGAGUGCGAGCGGCGAGCGGCGGUCGUGAUCCAGAGCUUCUGGAGAGGCUCCAGAGAGCGGCGCCGCUACAUCAGCUCCCAACGAGACGACCUGAGGCGCCAUCGAGCCGCCAGGACGCUGCAGAGAGCGGUGCAGCGCUUCCUGCAGAAAAGACAAGCGGCCAAAGCCCCGCCCACCGCACCGCUCUGGAUUGGUCAGAAAGGUUUGACGGACAGUAGGAGGGUGGAGCUGAAGGCUCAGGUGGAGGAAUACAUCGCUGUGCAUCGUUCGUCCCGGGUGUCCCCAGGCGAGUGUGAGCGCCUCCAUCAGGAGGUUCAGCUGCUGCUGUCGGAGCUGCAGAGCGGAGGUGAGCGGAGGAGGGUGGAGCAGAGGAGAGAGGCGCUGCUCGCUCACACACACACUCAGCUGGAGCUGCUCAGAGACGCCCCGCCCCUUUCCCUUGUCACGGCGCCAGUGGGCGAGGCCUUCCUCAGCCACUCAGGUCGCUGCGUCCUUCGCGCCCGUGACGCCCACAACGCGACGCUGCAGGCGAGCCGGCUCCCCUGGUGGAGGAGGCUGGGAGAGCCGGCGGACCCGCCCGACCCCGCCCACCUGUGGGAGCUGGAGGCGGAGUUUGGAGGACUGUUUGUUGGCGGCUCAGCUAACAUUUAACGUGAAGACGCAGGUUCAUCGCACACUGACGAGCACGAGACUGUGCUGCCACCUGCUGUCGAUUUCCAGAACUGACUCCGAGGUCCUCGUCCUAUCGCUCUGAUGUUCUCUUCCUGAUUGGUUCCUCUCCGUCACAUGACUCAACCAGCGGUGACUCAAAGAGGCGUGGUUUAGACACGAGGUCGUAGACGAUCAAACUCCGGGUUUGUCUCCAGUGUUUAUUGAGUUCAUUCAGAGAGUUGCUGCAGUAACAGUGUCAACCAGCAGAGGGCGCCUCCUCACUGCAGCAGCUGUGAUGAUGGGAGUUUUCUGUUUUAUUUCCACUUGUCUAUAAAGUUUUUUGAAGCCUUUGA